AUGAGUCAAGCGAGUGCAGCGGCAGAUGCAACUGAUAGAAAUGUGGAAAUCUGGAAGGUUAAAAAAUUGAUCAAGAGCUUGGAGGCUGCCAGGGGGAACGGGACCUCUAUGAUCUCCCUCAUCAUUCCACCCAAAGAUCAGAUUUCUCGUAUUGCGAAGAUGUUAGCAGAUGAAUAUGGAACUGCUUCUAACAUAAAAUCUCGGGUUAAUCGAUUAUCAGUGUUGGCUGCAAUUACAUCAACACAACAAAGAUUGAAAUUAUACACUAAGGUUCCCAACAAUGGAUUAGUCGUAUAUUGUGGUACCAUUGUUACAGAGGAAGGAAAAGAGAAAAAGGUCAAUAUCGAUUUUGAACCUUUUAAAGCCAUUAACACAUCACUUUACCUUUGUGAUAAUAAAUUUCAUACCGAAGCAUUAUCCGAAUUACUGGAAUCCGAUAAUAAAUUUGGAUUCAUCGUCAUGGAUGGUAAUGGUGCUUUAUUUGGAACCUUAAGUGGUAACACGAGAGAAGUUAUUCAUAAAUUUGCUGUGGAAUUACCAAAGAAACAUGGUGGUCAAUCCGCUUUACGUUUUGCUCGUCUUCGAGAAGAAAAACGUCAUAAUUAUGUUCGUAAAGUUGCAGAAUUGGCUGCUCAAUUCUUUCUUACAAAUGAUAAAGUCAAUGUUACUGGUCUUAUUCUUGCCGGUUCAGCUGACUUUAAGACAGAAUUAUCACAAUCAGAUAUGUUUGAUAAUCGUCUUCAAACUAAAGUCAUCAAAUUAGUUGAUGUUUCAUAUGGUGGAGAAAAUGGGUUUAAUCAAGCAAUUGAACUUGCCGCAGAAAGUUUGGCAAAUGUUAAAUUCAUUCAAGAAAAGAAACUCAUUUCCAAAUACUUCGAUGAGAUUUCUCAAGACACAGGUAAAUUUUGCUUUGGAGUUGAAGAUACUCUUAAAGGUUUAGAAUUGGGAGCAGUUGAGACGCUGAUUGUUUGGGAAAAUUUGGAUGUUACUCGUUAUGUAUUAAAGAAUAGUGGUGGAGCCGAAGUAAUUGUUCAUAUUACCAAAGAACAAGAGAAAGAUCGAUCUCUUUUCUUGGAUAAAGAAACAAAUCUUGAAAUGGAAGUAGUAGAUAGGAUGCCACUUUUAGAAUGGUUCGCAGAUCAUUACAAGGAUUUUGGGGCGAAUUUAGAAUUUGUCACCAAUCGAUCUCAAGAAGGAUCUCAAUUCGUUAAAGGAUUUGGAGGAAUUGGAGGAUUACUUCGUUAUAAAGUUGAUUUUGAUACUUUGAAUUACGAUAGUGAAGAUAAUGGUUUCUUUUCUGAGGGGGUUGACCGCGUUCCGGCUGUGGGAGGAGAAGGUUGGAAAUUGCGUUAUAGCUCUCCGACCAGAAUAAUUUUUGAGAGAUGUGUGUAG
This is a messenger RNA of Diversispora eburnea, 1392 nucleotides long. NCBI's taxonomy places the organism in Eukaryota, Fungi, Glomeromycota, Glomeromycetes, Diversisporales, Diversisporaceae. The record is from the annotation of a GenBank genome assembly.